AUAAUUAACAAACUGAUAUUUCUGUCGGGCGUUCGAAUUUAGUAUUACGCAAUCGUAUUGCGCGGUCCGCGUUAUACCAGCCGAGCAUGUGACGGCAGGCAUACUUGUUAGUGUCAACGUGGUGGCAAGAAGUCGCUAAUCAUGACAUUACAUUCAAGUUUCACGAACAAAAUAUUGAGUUGUUUACGAGCCAAUUCUUCCAUAACGUUUCUGAAUGGUGGCAAAUCAUUUUCUUCGAUGACACAAAGUCAUGCCAUACAGGAAAGAAAAGUUGAUGUCGACGGAGUGGAUAUCAAUUACUUGAGUGUUGGGAUCGGUAAACAUCCAGUUUUGCUUCUACCUGGUGCUGCAGGUUCCAUCUGGACGGACUUUAAACCACAAAUAGAGGGCCUCAGCAAAGAGAAGUUUACCAUAGUUGCAUGGGAUCCGCCUGGCUAUGGAAAGUCAAGGCCACCCGACAGGACAUUUCCAGACGAUUUCUUUGAACGCGAUGCCGCUUGGGCCCGUAAUUUAAUGAAAGUUUUAGGCCACGAAAAAUUUUCGUUGAUAGGAUGGAGCGAUGGCGGCAUCACUUCGUUGAUACUCGCCGCGAUGUAUCCCGAAAAUAUUCGAAAGAUGGUAGCCGUUGCAGCCAACUCCUACAUGGCUCUGGAAGAAAUCGAAAUUUACAAGAAAUUCAGAGACAUCAACACUUGGUCGGAGAAAAUGCGAGCACCAAUGAUAGCGAUAUAUGGGGAGGAGUAUUUUCGGAAAAUUUGGACAGGCUGGGUCGAUAGCGUUUCGAGAAUUUACGAGAAGCGAAACGGUAACUUGUGCAAAGAAUUGCUGUCGAAAAUCAAAUGUCCGUCUUUGAUCGUUCAAGGAAAGAGGGAUGCAAUGGUUUUCGGGGAGCAUCCGAUUUAUUUAAAGGAUCACAUCGCCGAAGCAAAAUUGAAGAUAUUUGAAAAUGGAGCGCACAAUCUACAUUUACGAUAUCCAGAAGAAUUUAAUGCUCUUGUUACCGAAUUUUUAACCGAAUAAUUCUCGACAUUGUAAUUGGGUUUUAUACGCCCCGCACGGUUAUUUCUAUCUUUUUAUAUGAGAAUGUAUCGAUGAUUUUUUAUGUUAUAUAACAAUGAUAUUUUCAAGUACCGAAUACGUAUUUAAAUAUUUCUUUAGCAGUAUCUAUUUGUAAUUAACACAUUGCCAACCGACUGGAGAGAUCCGUAUCUUUGUGUCAUAAUGCAUUAUACGUUUACAAACAUAUACAUAUACAGGGUGCGGUCGAAUAACAUGUACAUAUUAGCGGGCACCAGGUGGUUCCUUAUGAAAAAAUAAGAACAAAAUAUGGAAUAAAAUUUGUUCGUUUAAAGCUUAGUUUUCAGGGAUAAUAUUCGUUCUAGAAUAAAACACACUGAAUACAUAUGUACAUAUACAUAUGUAUACA
Colletes gigas is the source of this 1426-nucleotide messenger RNA. RefSeq names its product valacyclovir hydrolase-like. The record is from RefSeq and is a predicted model, not a curated record. NCBI's taxonomy places the organism in Eukaryota, Metazoa, Arthropoda, Insecta, Hymenoptera, Colletidae. The coding region runs from base 142 to 1020 and encodes 292 amino acids. The transcript has 5 exons.